This is a messenger RNA of Botrytis cinerea B05.10, 1148 nucleotides long. It is a transcript of the gene Bcpol30, whose product is annotated as Bcpol30. Gene Ontology annotation, biological process: leading strand elongation; mismatch repair; regulation of DNA replication. The record is from RefSeq and is a predicted model, not a curated record. The transcript has 5 exons. The coding region runs from base 138 to 917 and encodes 259 amino acids. Gene Ontology annotation, molecular function: DNA polymerase processivity factor activity; DNA binding. Gene Ontology annotation, cellular component: PCNA complex. NCBI's taxonomy places the organism in Eukaryota, Fungi, Ascomycota, Leotiomycetes, Helotiales, Sclerotiniaceae.
GCCCUUCCAUCUCAAAAAGUCAAACAAUCAACUUUGCAAUCCAGAAUAUCCCUUCCACAAACAACGCUCUUUGAACAACUUCACUAUAACCUUCUAAUAAUCAUCUCAUUACAUUUACAGACUUCAAUACCGUCAAGAUGUUAGAAGCCCGCCUCGAACAAGCAGACCUCCUCAAGAAGGUUGUCGAUGCCAUCAAAGAUCUCGUUCAAGACUGCAACUUCGACUGCAAUGAUUCUGGAAUCGCGCUCCAAGCUAUGGAUAACUCGCACGUUGCGCUCGUAUCAAUGAUGCUGAAGGCUGAAGGAUUUUCUCCUUACCGAUGUGACCGCAAUGUCGCUCUUGGUGUCAAUCUCACUUCCCUCACAAAGGUCCUGCGAGCUGCACAAAACGAGGAUAUUCUCACCAUCAAGGCCGAGGAUGCACCAGAUGUUUUGAACUUGGUAUUUGAGAGCAGCGAAAGCGAUCGAUUGAGCGAAUAUGAUUUAAAGUUGAUGGAUAUCGAUCAAGAACAUUUGGGUAUCCCUGAUACAGAAUAUGCGGCAGUCAUCAACAUGCCAAGUUCGGAGUUCAAGAGAAUCUGUGUCGAUCUUAUGGCUUUGUCCGAGUCUGUGUCGAUUGAGGCCUCAAAAGAUGGUGUUAAGUUCUCCUGUGCUGGAGACAUUGGCAAUGGUGCUGUCACCCUUCGCAGCCAUAGCAAUGUCGACAAACCAGAUCUUAACGUCGAUAUUGAGCUUACCGAACCGGUCUCCUUGACCUUCUCCCUCAAAUACUUGGUCAACUUCUGCAAGGCUGCUGGUUUGUCUAAGUCUGUCAAACUUUGCUUGUCUAACGAGGUUCCUCUCUUGGUGGAAUACCAGCUUGCCGGAAGCAGUUACUUAAGAUUUUACUUGGCACCAAAGAUUGGUGAUGACGAGUAGGUAUGGCUGUCGAAAAGGAUUAAUGAACAAUGAUAUCAAAGUUUAAAGCACAUUCAGUAUGGCGCGUGGGUUGGUUUAUGGAUAUGGACAAUGGUUGUGGUAAAUUGUGCCAUGGAUGGUUUUGUUGCUCAGCGCAUGGCAUGCGAUAAAGCAAUUCAUUGAUUUUUUUCUUCAGAAUCUGUUAAAAAAAAAACAAUAAUAAGAUACAUUCGGAGAACAAUUUUUCUUACA